AUGGCUGAAACACUGCACUCGACCCGCAACCGAAUUUUGAGCGAUUCUGCGGAUCUGGGUCAUAUUCCAUCAAAACAUUACCCCUCAGCAGGCGAACCUGAGCGCUCGAACUUAUCAUCCAGCAUCCAAUAUGAAGGCAAACAUAGUAACGAACAGUACGCAAGAUCUAGUAUCGCAAACAAAAAGCUUCCAGAAGAUGAACAGGAUAUGGACGUCUCAUUCGAUCUAUCAAAGUUUCUGGGGCCUGAGCCUGGUGCAAUGCUUUAUCGCUCGCCUGUCACAAUGAGAUGGGCCUAUCUAGCCUUGUUAAUCUCUAUUUCUCUCACUCUUGCCGUCCUACAAGAGUUCCUAUUCCAACGCUCAUGGAAGAAUGGAGGAUUAAUAGUUUUCAAAUUUGUUCAAAAUGUUUCUGUUAACCAAUAUUUCCUCUGGCGGUAUGCGCCGACGCUCGUUCUUGUCGUAUUCGGGUUGAUGGUGGAAGCGACUGACUAUGAGAUGAAGCGCCUUCAACCUUACUACUGCAUGACAAGGCAAGAAGGGGCGUCGGCCGAUGAAUCAAUGCUUGUAGAACCUUUCAGCCUCUGGACGUACUUGACGAAUCCACGCCUCAUUGGGCUCCGGAUAUUUGUCUCAAGAACAAUGACAUUACUUGCCACGCUUGCUGUUCCGACUCUCCAAAGCGCUUCUCUGAGUCUGAUUCAGGACGAACAGUUCAAACAACAUGUCGUUGUGAAUUAUGUCUGGUCCAGAUUGCUCUCAGCUGCUCUGUGUCUCAUUGCCGUAUUGGUUUUCACAAUACUAUUUCGCAACUCGAGAGACCGUUCUGGACUUCUUGCACCUCCACGUGGCAUUGCUACAACAGGUAAAAUGAUUAACAGAGGCCAGAUGUUAAUGAUUUGCAAGGACUUGGAACUCGCGCAUCCAGAUACCAUCCGCAAAACCUUUCGGCAAAAUAGAUACUACCUCAGACACUCGUCCAUACAUCGUGAGAAGAUUAAAAAUUCCGUGGCAUACGUAGGCCCUCAACAUAGUGGGGAAAAUCCUCACCCAUUCAUGCUCAGAUGGGAACCACUCUCGGUUUUUGUAGCCUAUCUUGUGAUAGUGCUGGUGAUUUUCACAAUUGUGAUCUUCACUCAGGCAAAUAAUGCUCUACAAGUUGUCCCGUGGUUGCUUACUGCCCUUGCUGUUGUCAUCAAACUUGUCUGGUCCAUGAUUGAUGAGCAGGUCCGAUUAGUGGAGCCAUAUUACAUCUUAAGUGCUAGACACGCAAAGGCACAGGUUCUCCUCCUUGAUUACACAGGAACCACAACGAUCGAGAUGCCCUUUAAAGCGCUAUCCGACCGUAGAUUCCUCCUGCUUGGCAUCAGUAUCAACAGCUUACUUGUGGAGGUCCUUACUGUGUGCAUGUCGUCCUUUAAGGUAAAAGGGACAAAUUUCGAGCACCACAACGUCGACGCAAUAAGCAAUCCUCCAACCAGCGAAGAAACCUUCAAUUCUUUCUGGAUUUCGUUCAUUCUGGCUAUUGUAAUAUUGAAUUCUCUGUCUGUAUUCUGCAGUAUCGUCUGGCUGAACAGACGUCGCCGAUUUUUGUCGCAGCUACCUGGGACAUUGGCUACCUCUCUCAUUCUGAUUUAUCAGAAUAAAUUCUUGUUUGAUUUGGUGGGGACGGAGAGAUUGAAUAUGGAAGAGAUGGAACACAGACUCGUCACUAGUGGAAAGAAGUUUGGACUUGGGUGGUUCAGGGGACGUGACGGUGAAUUACAUUUUGGCAUUGAUGAAGAAGAAUUGUCUGCGUCGGCGAAAUCACUAAGCCGUCCAGUGGUCGACUCAGCGUCAUCUGCUGGAUGACUCCACCAACAUGUUUUGUACUGCCCCUUGACAG
This is a messenger RNA of Mollisia scopiformis, 1882 nucleotides long. RefSeq lists its product as uncharacterized. NCBI's taxonomy places the organism in Eukaryota, Fungi, Ascomycota, Leotiomycetes, Helotiales, Mollisiaceae. The record is from RefSeq and is a predicted model, not a curated record. The coding region runs from base 1 to 1848 and encodes 615 amino acids. The transcript is spliced from 4 exons.